UCCAAACUCUUAUUACAAAUCAAACAAGUCUAGUGAGUGAGAAAGAGAGAAAGAGAGGGUUAAUAAUCAUUAAUCAAUCUCAUCCAAUUUUGAAAAAUCAAAGAUGGGAAACAGCCUAAGGUGUUGUUUGGCAUGCGUUCUUCCAUGCGGGGCGCUAGACUUGAUCCGGAUAGUGCACUUAAACGGGUCGGUUGACGAGAUCACGGGUCGGGUCACGGCCGGAGAGAUCCUAAAAAACAACCCGAAUCACGUCCUCACAAAGCCUUCCUCCCAAGGCAUGGCCCGCCGGAUCCUCAUCCUCUCGCCCGAAUCCGAGCUCAAACGGGGCUCCAUUUAUUUCCUCAUCCCCUCUUCUUCGCUUCCCGCCGACAAAACCAAUAAAAUUCUCAAAAAACUCAGCCCCUGCCGGAAAAAGUCGCCGGAGGUCGCCGCCGUGAAGAUGCCGGAGAAGAAGCAGUCGUCGAGGCGACACCACCACCGGAGCAGGAGCAACGCCGGAGUUGCUUGGACGCCUUAUCUUGAGAGCAUUUCUGAGGACUAGUUUUUUUAACUUCUAUAUUUGGAAACAAAUUUUUUUACCCCUUUAUUAUUAGUUGGGGGUUUAUUUUUCUCUUAAUUUGGUUCAUAAAAUGUGGAUAGUUGAUCAUCUCUCUUUUCUUCUUUCUUGUUUGAUUUUUUUUUUGGGGAAAAGGUUAUUUCUUAAUUUUUACCUCAACAAGAAUCCAUAAAAUGUUGAGGUGUGUACGUACCUGUAAUGUGGAGUAACUUUUAAGAAUAAUAUUUUCCCUCUUUCAUAUAAAAAUCCUAGAUGUUUUGUGUAUUUUGGUUAUAAGUCUAAGGGUGACACGAGUAUUAUACAAUUUACUUAUGUUUUCUC
This is a messenger RNA of Salvia hispanica, 877 nucleotides long. Its product is annotated as 6,7-dimethyl-8-ribityllumazine synthase. The record is from RefSeq and is a predicted model, not a curated record. NCBI's taxonomy places the organism in Eukaryota, Viridiplantae, Streptophyta, Magnoliopsida, Lamiales, Lamiaceae.